AUGACGCGCCCGCUCGUCAUCAAAGAGAUGACCAACGACCAGACGGAGCACCGCUCGUCUGACGAGGCGAGGGAAGCAGCGGUGCGUAUUCUGCACAAUGUCCUAAAGGAAGCCGUCCGUCGAAGAGUCGAAUCGAUCCACGGUGCCACACAAAGUGACGCGUGAGUCGAAGACUUGCCCAAAGUGCGACAUUUUCCCUCCGACAAAUUGUCAAACUCACGUGUUGCCGCUGGGCCGGAUCAUACCUUGAUGCGCAUGCAGCCCCGCCCUCGCUUUGCUCUACUCGGGCGGCCUAGAUUCGGCCGUGCUGGCCGCCUUGACGGAUCUAGUCUAUCCGUCGCAUCAACCCAUCGAACUCCUAACCGUCGCCUUCGCCAAUCCUAGAAAGCUCGCAUCAGCCCGCUCAAAAUGCGUCACGGAAGGUCAUCAGGCUGAGUCAAGUGCGACUUUUGACACGCCCGAUCGCUUGACUGCGAGGAGAGGAGUGCAAGAGCUGCGCGAGAUCAACCCGCAGCGGCAAUGGAGAUUGAUCGAGAUUAAUGUGGAGGCGCAAGAAUACGAAGAUCAUAAGCAAGAGGUGAUGCAUCUGAUGUAUCCCAGCAGCAGUGUUGUGAGUCGAGAUGGUAUCCGUGCAGUUCCUUCUCGUUUGACGCGCUGCUAAUGCAGAUGAUCAUUUGUCCACCUUUGGUCCCCCCCUUUGCACGAAUCAGAUGGACUUGGUGAGCAGGGAAUGAUGAAACAGCACGAUGCGCCCCGUCAAUCCUGCCGCUCCAGCUGACGCAAAUUUGAGCUACGCCGUAGAGCAUCGCAGCUGCCCUAUACUUUGCUUCGCGUGGCGUCGGCUACUUGCCGAGCGACGGGAGCGAGUCCCCUACCGCGCCCUCGGCUGCACGCACUCGCUACAUCAGCCAUGCCAGGGUGCUCCUUUCGGGCUUGGGAGCAGACGAGCAGCUGGGCGGCUAUUCGCGUCACAAAGCCGCUUGGCAAAGGGGUGGCGAAGCGGAACUAGCCAAAGAGGUGCGAAGGCAUGUCAAAGAGAGCGAUCUGGCCAUCUGA
Ceraceosorus bombacis is the source of this 1056-nucleotide messenger RNA. NCBI's taxonomy places the organism in Eukaryota, Fungi, Basidiomycota, Exobasidiomycetes, Ceraceosorales, Ceraceosoraceae. The record is from the annotation of a GenBank genome assembly.